Molecule: messenger RNA, 2088 nt
Organism: Schistocerca americana (American grasshopper)
Lineage: Eukaryota; Metazoa; Arthropoda; Insecta; Orthoptera; Acrididae
Product: solute carrier family 22 member 7-like
Exons: 9
Coding region: 147-1823 (558 amino acids)
Biological process (GO): transmembrane transport
Cellular component (GO): membrane
Molecular function (GO): transmembrane transporter activity
Source: RefSeq, a predicted model, not a curated record
CGGAGCGCAAGGCACCCCGGAACUACCUCAGAAUCAACAGGGACCUAACCAGGCGAACGGUCUACCCGACGGGAGGCCCUAGCCACACGACAUUUCAUUUCAUUUCACCGGCACGGUGGAGCUUUCUCUGCUUGGACGCGGGCGCCAUGACUGAUGACGAGGAUGAAGUGAACUCAAGAUUACAGAACGCACAAAGAUCUGACGAAUGCAUUAAAUUUGAAGACAUUGUGGAAGAUAUAGGAAGUAACGGGAAGUUUCAAAAACGCCUAAAUAUAAUUUUUAACUGCGUGUCAGUGAUUUUCAACACAACUUCUUCAUACAGUAAAUUGAUAGCUAUCACUGUGCCUGAUCAUUGGUGCCAUGUUCCAGGAAGAGAGGCAGCAAAUUUCAGCGUAGAAGCGUGGAAAAACCUUACAAUACCAAGGGAAGAUGGGGAAUACACCAAGUGCCUUAUGUACAAGGAUGUCUGGCAGGGAAAUGAAACAGUUCCCUGUAUGCAUGGAUGGGAUUAUGACGACUCUUGGUUUUCGGCCACUGUUACUUCCCAGGAGAACUGGGUGUGUGAGAAGGAUAUGUAUCCAAAUAUGGUAUUCUCAGUGAGCCUGUUCAUUUCAAUUGUAUUUGGAGUUCUGCUCUUCUAUGGUGGUGACAGAUUUGGACGGAGAAAGCAAUACCUUGUGAGUACAGGUAUGAUAGCAGUUUCCAGAACUAUGUUGACUGUUUCUUCAUCUGUGUUCCCACUGUACAUUUUUUUCUCUGUAAUGGCAGAGGCUGCAGGAUUGCCUAGCACUGACUCAGCUCUAGCUUUGGGAAUUGAGCUGACAGAUGUGAGACAUCGUUCAACUGUCAACUUCUUGUCAUUUUUCAGUUACUGUAUAGGAACCAUAGCUAUGGCACUAUUAGCCUGGGUGCUUAGGAACUGGGUCCACUUUAUCCUGGCAGCAACUCUCCCAUUAUUUGUUCCCAUAUUUCUUAUUAGGUAUCUCCCUGAAUCUCCUCGGUGGUAUAUUAGCAAGGGCCAUCCAGAAGAGGCUCUCAAGGUUCUUCAACAUAUUGCUAAAGUAAAUGGCAAGCCAGUACCACAAAAUAUGUUCAGCAAGCUGAAUAUAUUGUCUCAACAAAGAAGUCCAAACAUGAGUGUCAAAACUAUCUUCACCAACAAAAACCUAUUCAAGAAUACUGUUCUUUUAAUGUGUGGCAAGUCUGCUAGUGCACUUGCCAUGUUCACUUUACUUUUUAGUAACACUACAUUUGGAGAAAAUCCUUUUCUUGCUUAUAUUGCACAAGGAAUUCUACAGAUACCUGCUGUAAGUGUGGCACAUUUCGUUGGUAAUGUGCUUGGGAGGCGAAUUACACACUGUCUCACUUUACUGACUGCAGGUGUCCUGUCCAUUGUUAUGAUAUUUUUGCCCAAAGAGUCAUCGCCUGCAUGGAUGGUGUUAACUGGAUCUUUACUACUCCAGUUCUGUUCACACUGCUCAGUGUCACUCACAAAUCUGCAGAGCAUGGAAAUACACCCUACUUGCAUUAGACAGAUCAGUUUAGCUAUGGAGUAUAUUCUUCUUACAUGUGUCCACUGCCUACCACCAUAUCUUGCACACCUGGAAAAAGUGGCUGGCCCUCAGUACAUGUUUAGUGUUCUUGCAAGUGUAUUACUGAUUACAUCAUUUUUGGUAUCAUUUGUGCCUGAAUCUCUUAAUGAGAAACUUCCAGAGACAGUAGAAGAUGCUGCACUCUAUGGUCGUUCUCAGAAGUACUGGAGCUUUCCAAAGAAGAGGAGGGCCAGACAAGAAGCAAUAGAGCUAUGCAAGUGUGUGUCUUAAAUUUAGAAAAAAGAAAAUAUUAUGGAGUGUGCUUUGUAUGCAAGAAUGCCACUGAAAAAGCAGCACAACUUCAAAAUUAAUUAAGAAAUAAUGGCCAAUUAUUUAUGGCGGUACUGUUUACCAUGAAUUACACUACCCAUAUUUUGAAGUUCUGAGAAUUAUGAGUAACAACAAAUGUAAUUUACUGUACAUGUAACUUAACUAUGGUACAUAUAAUAAGUCUGUAAAACGUGGUCAGAGAUUUCUAUGUUAUUAAUUGGACAUA